GUUGCAGACAACAUUUAUUGGAAGUAGUUGAUCCCAACUUCCUUCAAGAGUGUCCGCCCACUGUCAACAGAGAGAUCCGGGAGAGCGCGUGCUGCGCGCAACGGAGAGAUCACCUGCAUCCAGGGCGCGCCUGCGGGAGGGCGCAGCGUUCCACUUCACUUCAGGGGAAAACUAAAACGUGUUGAAGUGAUUUCAGGGAUUCACUAUGCAGGAUCGAAGCUCGUUCAUCAACCCUUUCCCCAGACCGCGGUGUCUGGCGGCGGCGGCGCCGGCUGGAAAAGCCAAGUUAACGCACCCGGGGAAAGCCAUCCUGGCAGGUGGAAUUGCUGGUGGCAUAGAGAUCUGCAUCACCUUUCCCACAGAAUAUGUAAAGACCCAGCUACAGCUGGACGAGAAGGCCAAUCCUCCAAAGUACAGAGGAGUAGUUGACUGUGUGAAGCAGACAGUAAAGGGUCACGGCGUUAAAGGACUGUACAGGGGGCUCAGCUCGUUGCUGUAUGGAUCUAUACCCAAAUCUGCUGUGAGGUUUGGAGUGUUUGAAAUCCUCAGUAACCGGGCCAAGGAUGAAUCCGGCCGGCUGGACAGCACCAGAGGGCUGCUGUGUGGGCUCGGAGCCGGGGUCAUGGAGGCCGUGCUGGUGGUCUGUCCCAUGGAAACUGUUAAGGUGAAAUUCAUUCACGACCAGACUUCAGGCAACCCCAAAUACAGAGGCUUCUUCCAUGGAGUCCGAGAGAUUGUUCGCUCUCAAGGGUUGAGAGGGACGUAUCAGGGGCUGACAGCGACCGUCCUCAAACAGGGAUCCAACCAAGCUAUUCGCUUUUUUGUCAUGACAUCUCUCAGGAACUGGUACAAAGGCGAUGAUCCAAAUAAAGCUAUAAAUCCUUUGGUGACGGGACUCUUUGGAGCGAUAGCAGGAGCAGCAAGUGUGUUUGGAAACACUCCACUGGAUGUAAUUAAGACACGGAUGCAGGGUCUUGAAGCUCAUAAAUAUAAAAGCACGCUGGACUGUGCUGUGAAGAUUCUCAGACAUGAAGGUUUGGCAGCUUUCUACAAAGGGACCGUCCCACGGCUGGGCCGAGUGUGCCUGGAUGUGGCCAUCGUCUUCAUCAUCUAUGAGGAAGUGGUGAAGGCCCUGAAUAUGGUCUGGAAAACAGACUGAGCUGCUAAAGUGUCCACUGUGGAUCCAAGUUUAGAAAACCUUUUUGAAUACUACAGCCAGCUGCAGAAACAGAGUUCAGCUUAGAUCGGGUUAGCUUAAAUGUUUUUUUUUUUUUAAGUUUAAAAAAAAGGUGUUUAAAAAAAUUCUCUUUUUAAAAAAAAGCUCACGUUUCCAAAUCCGCCACAAAAAUGCACAUUUUCAAGUUUUCUCCUCGUCUGUCUGUGAGUUUUCUGGCUGUAAUUUCCCAGAAUGCUCCUUCCACAUGUUCACAGCUGUUUUACUGAUGUUUACUGUGAGACAGCAGGUGUUGGUCUGAACUUUCUCCAGUCGGCUCUCGGUCUGCUCUCCUGGAAAACCUUGAGCUGAAUCCAGAGAAAGCAGACUGCAGCUGGUCGGAGUUUACAUCCACAUGAACCGCAGAAAAGCCUUCAGAAGAUUUUAUAUCAAACUCAUUCUUUUAACUAACUCUAAUUUUUGUUUAAUAUUUAAUGUUUGUUCUAAAUGCCAAACAUAUUAUAAAAUAGAAGUUUAGUGAAUAAAGUGAAUUAUUUUAAAACAGCAAAGAAAAUGAAAGAUUUAUGUAUUAUACAUGUAUUUAUUCAGAUUGAAUGUUUAUUGUAGACGAGACUUUUAAAUGUCAAUCUGUGCCAAUUGUGUGAAAAAAGGCUGCAGCCACAUGGAGUUAUUUAAAGAAAAUUAUAUUAUUUUUGCCAAAACUGAUUCAUCAAAUUCAACCUGUUUCUUUCUUUUUGUUUGAGUAGAUUUUAAACACUGAUCCUCUGCUUCAAAUGUUGUCUCUGGGGGAGUUUGGAGAUGAGAACACGACUUUCACAUUUAUGUUUUUGUUUUUUUAAAUCACCCAUAGGUUUAUAUUUCUCACAUGUUCUAGACAUGAACUUGAGAUUGGGAUUCGAACGUUUCCACGGCCUUCUGGUGUGAAACAGGGAGGGAUUCACUUCUUGUUGCUGUAGUUUUGGUGCCAUGAUCCAUGCAGGUCACUGUGAACUCACGUGCCUUUUAGUCUGGUGUUAGUCUGUAAAUGAGAGGUUUUUGUCACUUUUCUGCAUAUUUUUUAUUUUUCUGUUUAAUCAAACAAAUGCUGCUCUACUGCCAACACCAGGAGUCGUUGUGAGAGUGUUUGUGUGGGGGGGUGCGUCGGCUCUCGACGACGACAGUUGUGCGGCUGAUGCGACCCCCUCUUUUUGUGUGAAAACUGUAUUGAAAGGAGAAUUAAAAACUCAUUAAAGGAAGUGUUUGAAACCUUGAAA
Messenger RNA from Oryzias melastigma (Indian medaka), 2427 nucleotides. RefSeq names its product tricarboxylate transport protein B, mitochondrial. Gene Ontology annotation, biological process: mitochondrial citrate transmembrane transport. NCBI's taxonomy places the organism in Eukaryota, Metazoa, Chordata, Actinopteri, Beloniformes, Adrianichthyidae. The transcript is spliced from 9 exons. The record is from RefSeq and is a predicted model, not a curated record. Bases 206 to 1159 code for a protein of 317 amino acids.